AUGCCGGAAAAGAAAGAAACCCCUAUCCGAAAACCCACCAAAUUCGUGCGAUUCGCAGAGAGUCCUGUGCCUUCAACAGGAGUCAUGGACCAACCCCGUUCUAGAGCCUCGGGUCAGACCCCAGCUCUUCGCCCAACCGGUCAAGGCGAUCCCUUCGAGGACUUCAGCGAGAUAUGUACUUUGAAAGACAUUGACCCUUCCAUAUUCACAAUGGCCGAGUUCAAUGGAACUACAGGUAUGUACACUGAUCCAAAGAACGAGAAGCUUUUGGAUGUAUCUAAAUACAUCUCAACGGCAGCAGGCUAUGUAUACACAACGUACAAACUCAACAGCAGCGGAUUCCAAGCCGAAAUUGAGAAGAAGAAAUCCGAGAAGGAAGACAUCAAGAUCGAUUUUGAAGACCUCUGGCUAGAUCUUCAGUUCUUUUGGGACCUAUUCCUUCGAAUGCAGCCGAACUGCAUCACUUCAAAGAAGGAGUACACGAAGCAGGCUGUGGAUUUCCUCUUGGAUCUCUCUGUCGCUAUACUACUGCCUGAUGUACGACCCGAGUGGGAUGUUUCUGCUGCGAGAAUGCAGAUCCAAUGUUUCCGUCGCCGUCUUCGUCGACUGCAACUACUUCUGCGGACUGACAUGAACAAGUGCAAAACUUCUCCUGUCAUGCUUUGCGGAUGCGUGGUCGGCGUCAAGCGCCCCAAGCACAAGGAGGGCCUCUGGACACCGCUCUUUGGAAACAGCGUUUCGAGCCCGCAUGACGGAGCAGACGACAGAGCUUUCAGAGUCCGCGAUAUAGCAGGAAUGCUCAAACUCGACGACUAUCUCGCACACGUCUGGUAUGAGUUCCAGAGUCGUCCUGGUCCUGAAAAGGACGAUAGUGUCAAAGUCAUUAGAACGGCUCUUGGCUCAACGGACAAGGAGAUUAAGCAGUAUAUCCCAAAGAAAGAGUAUAAGCACCCCGAAGAUGUCAAGGCCGAGUGGGUAAAUGCUCUGCUUCACCCGAGCUUCCGCGCUGCUGUAGUUCGAGAGGUCAACGUCGUUGUCGGCGAAGCUAUGUCUUUCCAUGACAAGUAUGGCCAGUCUGCCCAUCGAUGGGACUGCGACAAGUAG
Messenger RNA from Fusarium venenatum, 1104 nucleotides. RefSeq lists its product as uncharacterized. NCBI's taxonomy places the organism in Eukaryota, Fungi, Ascomycota, Sordariomycetes, Hypocreales, Nectriaceae. The record is from RefSeq and is a predicted model, not a curated record.